AUGUGCAUAUUUAAUAUAAAAGAAAUAAAAUUUUAACAGAGAUAAUAGACAAACAUCAAAAAGAUUUAGAAAAAAAUCAAUUCAUUUUUACAUGCUAUGAUUGGUUUUUCCAUCAGACAUCUCAUCAGGAAUCAACAUUUAAGAUCAAAAAUACUCUUACAUUUUGCUUAACUUUUUAAUUUUUAGAGCAAAAAUAAGGUGAGCCCUCUCUUUCAAACAAAAUAAAACCUAAUAGAUAACAUAAAUAAGAUUCAUGUUUAACAAACAUACUUUAUUUAUAUAAUCUACUUUCUACUUUAUAUAAAUAUGACAUCAUCUAUUUUUCAUCAAAUAAAGCAAAAGCAAGUAGAGGCAAGAAAGAGUACGAAAAUUUUAUUGAUAUGCCUUUUUAAAUUUAAAAUCAGUCCAGCAAGUGUAUGUAGCAAAUACAAACACAUGAAAGACAUAUAAACAUACACAAAUCAUUUAUUAAAUUCUCUCUAUUUAAGGAAACAUGAAAAAGAUCAAAAAAUUGAACUAAGUAAUUAAAGAGAAAUUAAGAAGAAAAAUUCUAAAAGUAACACGUUAUAAAAUUUUAUUUUCCUCUAAAUAAAAGAGAAAACAAAGAUAUUAUUUGCUUGCAGAUCAUGA
Molecule: messenger RNA, 630 nt
Organism: Tetrahymena thermophila SB210
Lineage: Eukaryota; Ciliophora; Oligohymenophorea; Hymenostomatida; Tetrahymenidae
Product: transmembrane protein, putative
Exons: 2
Source: RefSeq, a predicted model, not a curated record